This is a messenger RNA of Physella acuta, 1505 nucleotides long. RefSeq lists its product as uncharacterized. Lineage: Eukaryota; Metazoa; Mollusca; Gastropoda; Physidae. The record is from RefSeq and is a predicted model, not a curated record.
UCGUUUAUGACAUCAAACCUGCUACAUUUAAAAGGGUAAAAAAUGCCGAGCGGGUUAACAAAUCUAAAACUUGAAUCGGCAAAGGCACUGAAGUAUAUAAAAGACACAAGCAACCACAACAUUCCUCAUUGCCGUGUGGAGUAUAUACAAAAGAUUAACAAAUUUGAAACACGUUUUUCGAGUUAUUCAGAGGAAGAGACCCCUAGACAACAACUAAGCAAUUUCGGCAAAUGGAUGGGGCGUUUGAAGUUUUACGGAGACAAAUUGCUGUACUUUUAUUUAGAAUUGUACCCGUCGCAACAAAAUAACAAUCACAGCUUUAGGGCUGAAUGGCCUGCUAAAGUGACUUGGAAAGUUGAGAUUAAAGAUGACAGAAAUGAUGAGAGAAAACAUUUUAUUGACGAGACAUGGAGUUAUUUCCAUAAGCCUAGACAAGGCUAUUGUUGUUUACCAAACGACUGGAUGAAAGUUGAACUGGACGUGGUCAAGAACACGGGUCUAAUAGGUCCAGAUGGUUCUCUUGUCUUACUAUGGACAGUUACAGUUGAGUCAGUUUUGUACUGUGCACAAGUUGAAGACCUUAAAGGUAUUUUAGAAAAUGUUAAUUCCCUUUGUGAUCAAUACAAACCAGCGUCAGAACUGUGUCAAAGUUUAAAAGAAGACGUGAACGAAGUUAAAGAAAUGGCUACAAUGUCUGAAAAUGGCAUUGAAGAACUUAAAAAUCAAAUUAAAGAGAAUAGAACGCAACUCGAGAGCAUUGAAAAGUUGCACAACUCUUUGAAAAAAUCAUUUGGAUCUUUUAAAAAGCGUGUAGCUACUAACAACACAACAAUUGAAGAUGGAAGGAAAAUUAAAAAGCAAAAAAAGGAUAAUGCCUGAGUUUCAUUUAUUUUUAAUCUUUUACAAAUAGAAGCAGUCAUUAAAUACAACUGUUGGCGUUGGUUUAAAAGAAUUGAUAUUCUUUAUUUUCUAAGACAGAAAGAGCUGAGCAAAUUCUUCACUCCACAAACACACCAAUCAGCAAUAUUUUUUAAAAAAGGUGCAAUUAUUAUAGUAUGAAUAACUUUUCUUAUAAUCUUUAUAUCAAAUGUUCAUUGUGUUGUAUUUUUGCAAGGGAAUCUUGUUUUAGCGACAAUGUUUCUAUUUACCUUUGAAAUUUUUUUUUUAUUUUCUUGAAUACAUAGUAUACGUACAGUAGUGUAAUCGUUUACACAAUGUAAAUAAGCAUCUAACAGGGUUUUAAUUUUCGCUUUAUAUCUCCCAACUCUAUCGUGCAAAUCAAGUAAUUCGAUAUUUUAUCAUAAAUUGGCGUUUGAUAAAAGUGGCUCUUAAGUUUUUUAGGUACAUAAUUCCAUCAGCUUAAUAUGCACAUUCAACGACUCUUUUUAAUAGGAAUAGCGAAACAGGAUUUUUUUUUCAAAUUCAAAAAUAGAUAUACAUUUUAUGGGAACAAAACGAACGGUUCAUCAAAAAUUUUUUGUUCAAAGACAAAGUCAUUAAAAUAU